UCUCAACUUUAUGAGAUGCUGCGUCUGUGUGAGUUACAACAACCUCCUGUUACCCCGACUUACCAAUCUCUCUUCCUUCUCCUCUUCCUCCUGGUCCCAGACCCUGAGGUGUGGACCCAGGACCAUGUGCGCCAGUGGCUGGACUGGGCCAUCAAGGAGUACAGCCUGGAGGAGGUGGACAUCAUGCACUUCCACACACUGGAGGGCAAGGCCCUCUGCAAGAUGACCAAGGAGGAUAUGAUGCYCCUCACGUCCGCCUACAACACYGACAUCCUGCUCGGCCACCUCAAUUACCUCCGYCAGAGCAGCCCUACUUUCUCCUACCCCACAACUCCAACCAACAACACACAGCAACAACCCAGACUACAGGUUAAAUCAGAGAACAGUUAUGAGGAGAUAGGCAGAAGGAACAGCUGGCCAUCGAACCCAAUGCCACCUCCAGUACCCAAAGGUUCUCCCAUGGAGCACCAACACAGCACCAGAGUCACAGAGCCUCCACCGAGAAGUGUGCAAGACCCAUACCAAGCAUUAGGUCCCAUCAGCAGUCGUCUAGCCAACCCAGGCUCUGGACAGAUCCAGCUGUGGCAGUUCCUGCUGGAGCUGCUGUCGGACAGCAACAACUCCAGCAUCAUCACCUGGGAGGGCACCAACGGCGAGUUCAAGAUGACCGACCCGGACGAGGUGGCCAAGCGUUGGGGCGAGCGCAAGAGCAAGCCCAACAUGAACUACGACAAGCUGAGCCGCGCCCUUCGCUACUAUUACGACAAGAACAUCAUGACCAAGGUGCACGGCAAGCGCUACGCCUACAAGUUUGACUUCCAGGGCAUCUCACAGGCCCACCAGAGCCACGGCGGAGAAGGGGGCAUUGUUAAGUAUCAGACUGAGGUAUCUUAUGCCCAGCCCUACCACAGCCACCAGCCAAAAAUGAACUUCAUGAACACACAUGCCGCCCCUAUGCCCGUGUCCCCUGGGAACUUUUUCGGGCCGUCUACAACUUACUGGAACUCAACAACCAGCCCAAUGUAUCCGGGGUCUCCCAUGCCAAGGCACCCGGGGACUCACUCCCACCUGAGCUCAUACUAUUGAGGUAUGGGUGUCUUGCACUAGACUGGAUGGCAGAGCUUUCUGAAACAGACUGAUAUCCAAGAUACCAUCCACAAUGUAUCUGGUCUUUACAUCUAAAUUAGGUUGAAACGCUAUGCGAGUUUUGUUAGUACAGAAUGUAAAAUGGACAAUAAUGCUCACGUCACAUCUUCAAGCAGAGGCACCAUAAGAUAGGCAAAAGGGAGAGGGUAAACAAUGUGAAGAAGCAAUGGUGACUAGUAGAGACCAAGGGAUAGCCAUGAAGGUUCUGCCUUCUUGAAUUUCUCAACUAUGGAGGUUGAGAAUUUGUUCAUAUUAUAGCCUGUGAUUCAGUUGUUUGAAAACCACAUUUUUCAAGUAGGUAAGUAUUUUGUUUAAUAUGUCAUUGAGGUCAUUGAAGGACUUAAAGGGGAAAGUCACUGACUGUGGGAAGUGCUAAAACUGUUAUGAGGUCUUGAUCGCAAUUACUAUAUUCAUUGAUCUAACAUUUGUAAACGUAUCAUUGUACAGAAUGUGUCAUACAAUUGUAGCAAUAAAACAUUUACCCCUGUAGUAAUGCUAAUAAAAGGAACUUGUAUAUUUGA
Salvelinus sp. IW2-2015 is the source of this 1667-nucleotide messenger RNA. It is a transcript of the gene fli1rs, whose product is annotated as Fli-1 proto-oncogene, ETS transcription factor-related sequence. Lineage: Eukaryota; Metazoa; Chordata; Actinopteri; Salmoniformes; Salmonidae. The transcript has 6 exons. Gene Ontology annotation, biological process: cell differentiation; regulation of transcription by RNA polymerase II. The coding region runs from base 16 to 1086 and encodes 356 amino acids. Gene Ontology annotation, cellular component: nucleus. The record is from RefSeq and is a predicted model, not a curated record. Gene Ontology annotation, molecular function: sequence-specific DNA binding; DNA-binding transcription factor activity, RNA polymerase II-specific.